AUGUCCAAUGACCUGAGACUUCUGCUCAGCGAUCCCUGCCUGGAGCUGAGGGAGUACUGGGACCAGCAGUUUGGUGGCAAUAAUGAUGAGCAGGAGAAAUUACUGAAGGAAAGCUCCACACUCUAUGUGGGGAAUCUUUCCUUUUAUACUACGGAAGAGCAAAUAUAUGAACUCUUUAGAAAAUGUGGUGAUGUCAAGAAUGUGUUUACGGACCUGGAUAAAAUUAAGAAAACGGCAUGUGGCUUCUGUUUUGUAGAAUACCAUAACAGAUUUCAGGCCCAAAAUGCCAUGUGGUGUCUAAACGGGACCCACCUAGAUGAUAGUGUUAUCCAUACAGAUUGGGAUCUAGGCUUUAGAGAGGGCAGACAGUAUGGCUGUCACCGACGUGGGGGCCAGGUAAGAGAUGAGUUUCAUGAAGAUUUUAAUACUGGUAGAGGAGGCUUUGGAGAAGCCUGUUAUAGCAGAGGAAUCCACUAGUGAAAAACCUGCAGCUCUGGCCCCUGGAAAAGUCCAUUAAAGAGUAUCGCCAGGGCAGCGCAUAACCCAUUUUGUAACAAGUUUAAGUUACCUUAUUUG
Hyaena hyaena (striped hyena) is the source of this 576-nucleotide messenger RNA. RefSeq names its product nuclear cap binding protein subunit 2 like (gene NCBP2L). Bases 1 to 477 code for a protein of 158 amino acids. Gene Ontology annotation, biological process: mRNA cis splicing, via spliceosome. The record is from RefSeq and is a predicted model, not a curated record. Gene Ontology annotation, cellular component: nuclear cap binding complex. Lineage: Eukaryota; Metazoa; Chordata; Mammalia; Carnivora; Hyaenidae. Gene Ontology annotation, molecular function: RNA cap binding. The transcript has a single exon.